GAUGAUGAUGGGUAAAAAAACAGAGUCAAGCAAUAUAUGUUCCCAUAAAGUUUGAUUCUUGAUUCUUGUUGGUAGAUUAUCUUUAAAGGGAAGUCUUUUUUUCUGAGUUUGAAGAUCAGAAGGAGAUGAUGGGGGCAAAAGGGUCAGAGAGUGAGAUAAUGUUAAUGGAGAGGAUGGGAUCAGAAAACGGGUCGGGUUCGUCAAGAAAGAAGGAUGAAGAUCAUAACCAGAAGAUGGGGAGGAGAGAGAGGAGCUGCUGGAAGUCAUCCAAAUCUUGCUCCUCUUCUAAGCCCUCUCUUCUUUCUGAUCCUUUUUACAGUCCCAUUUCUGAGAGAAUGGAAAGAUCUAAAGUUGAUCAAAUGGGACAUAGCAGAAGAGCUUCAACCAGUUCUAAUCACAGACUUCUGCAGAGUGAUCAUCAUUUCAUGGAGGUUGAUGAGAAACAAGAAACACCAAACAGGAAUCCAAAUCAUCAUCAUAAUCAUCAUCAUCAGACGACCAGACAUGCAUUGAAGGACGUGUGCCACAGCCUGACAACCUCAAAACAGCUCCUCAAAGUGCUGAGCCGUGUCUGGAGCAUCGAGGAGCAGAAGUCAACCUGCAUUUCCCUCUUCGCCACCCUCCGGUCCGAGCUCGACCGGGCGUGCCUCCAGGUCUCCAGGCUCAUCCAGGACCGGACGGCGGCCCAGAGCCGCGCCGAGAUCGACCUCGUCUUGAGGCGGCUCGAGGAGGAGAAGGCGGUCUGGCGCAUGAAGGAGGAGUGCCGCGUCCAGACCGCCCUCGCCUCCCUCCUCUCCGAGCUCAAGGCCGAGCGCAAGCUGCGCAAACAAGCCGAGCGGCUCAACAAGAGGCUCGGCCGGGAGCUCUGCGAGGCCAACACGUCCCUUGCCAUGUCCACAAAAGAGGUGGAGACACAAAAGAGGGCAAUGCAGGUGCUGGAGAGGGUAUGUGAGGAGCUCGCGAGAGGCGGUGGCGGCACCGAAGAUAACUAUAAGGCGGCGAAGCUCAUGGAGGAGGAGGAGAAGGAGAAGAAGGAAAGGGAUGAAGAGAGAGUUGGGACGAAGAAGAUGGCCGAGUCGAGAUCGUUCGAGUUUGAAGAGUUAAAGAACGAGCUGGGGUCGCAUUUGGCCCGGGAGGAGGAUAUCGGCGGCGGCGGGGAAGGGGGUGUUAUCUGGCAAUCGUAUUCCCCGAGCCUCGAAAAGCUCAAAGCCCUCGAGAAGCAUUUCAGGGAAACGCUUCCUGGCGGGUACCCUCCUCCUGCUCUGGCGGCGGGGCGGGAGGAGGAGGAGGAGGAGGAAGAGGAUGAGGAGGGGGAGCUGCAUUGUAUAGAGCUGAACAUGGAAGAGGGGGGAAACAAUGGAGGGAUGGGGUUUGAGAGUGGGUCAUCUGAAGCUUGGAGGAAUGAUUAUGAUGAAGAUGAGAUUGAGAGAUAUAAUAUGAUUAAGGACCUUAGAUACCAUUUUGUUUCUUCCUCCAAAAUUAUCCCACCCUCUUAAUAAUUAACAUAUAUUGGAUAUAUGGCACUCCCUCCUAUUUAUACCAAGAAAAAACUACCAUUUGUUAUCAUCAAAUUAAAUUGUGUGUGUUCUUUGUUUGAGGUUGUUAGAACUCAUUGAGUUGUUUUUUAAGGUUGUUUACUAUAGAUUAUGAUUUUUUUUUUGAAUAAUAUCAACAUAUAGUGUGAUUUUCCCUCCUUUCUUGAAAAUAAUUCUGAUUUUGACCAAGUAUUGAAAUAAGGAAAUGUUAAAUUG
Molecule: messenger RNA, 1751 nt
Organism: Cuscuta campestris
Lineage: Eukaryota; Viridiplantae; Streptophyta; Magnoliopsida; Solanales; Convolvulaceae
Source: the annotation of a GenBank genome assembly